CGCACCCCAUCUACCCACGUGGUGGCGAAACCACUGGUGACCACGUGGACAUCCUGGGAGCCUUAGCCAUGAAUCAGGAUCUUCUGCGUAUAGCUGGAGGUCAGUCAUUGGACGAUAGUUUUACAUCGAAGAUACAAGAGAUAAGCGAUGCGAUACACGCGCGCCUGCAGAAAUCCUUGACGGAAAGCGCAGGUGACGAGUGCUCGUCGGAGAGAGACUGUCCUGUUAAGGAGGAACAAUGA
Sphaeroforma arctica JP610 is the source of this 242-nucleotide messenger RNA. RefSeq lists its product as hypothetical. NCBI's taxonomy places the organism in Eukaryota, Ichthyosporea, Ichthyophonida. The annotation marks the transcript as partial. The transcript has a single exon. The record is from RefSeq and is a predicted model, not a curated record.